AUGAAUCUCCCAAGAUAUCCUGACCUCACGAUAAAGCGAAUCCCGACACACUCUCCCGUACAUCCUAAUACAGUGGCAUUCCUUGGCGGAGAUGCAUGCGUUUUACGUCCUAUAUAUGUCGUGCUAAAGGAUGGUAUUCAAGUGUGGAUUGAAGGACCCCCGCUCGACCCAGAAGCUACCCAUCUUCCCUCGGUAGAGGAAUUGGAUAAUACAAAAUUAAAACAAUUGAAUGACGAGUAUCGGCGGUACCUGUUGAUAAUUGAGGACCUCACUCAAUCCAUUGACUUCGGUGCAUCUCAGAUGGCAUACCUAACGAAAGACACCUAUGGCGAAUAUUGCAUAGUACAUGACUACCGGAGGAUCAUGCAGGUCUCAUGUCCAAUGUGGGGCCCUAAAAUAUACAUCGAUGAUGUUAACAUCACGGUUUGGGGCACACAUUUUGAUAGGCACCGUGGGAUAUGGAAUGGGAGGGAAGUUGAUAUCUUCUACGCAUUCCAGGAGUAUGAUCGCAUCCUCCUGAACCGCGUAAUGUACGUCUUACGCCAUCUUGAAGGCACCGAUUGCGAUGUCACCUUCGAGUUCUACGGGCAUCUAUUGGAUAAGGACGAAACAAUUCUUGGAUAUGUCGCCGAAGCUGCCUGGGGAAGGAAUAUUGGUCUUGGAGACGAAGAACUUGUGUCAAGCGCCCUCAAACGCCUCGAGAGUCUGGGUUGCGUGUAUCGGGCUGUUUCAAGCAACAUGUUCCUUGUAUCUGAUGGGAAGUUACGCUUAUUAAUGCCUCAGAACAUCGAACGAUACAAUUGUCCGGAACUUCUCAAAAAGAAUGCAGAAUUUCACCACAACUGGGCAUUAGAUGAGCUCUUUGACGAAUUCCGGAAUUAUGGCUCAUAUGGACUCUUGAGGCUCCCUCCUCUUCGGCUGAUAAUGGAUCCCAUGGAUGUGAAGUAUCUUCGCAUGCUCCCUACUCCUGAGCGUUUAUUUAAUCACUCAUGGCGUGGAGUGUUUCUAACCACGUGCAAGUUGACUUGUGUCGAAGAGGAGGAUCAACAGAAUGACCGAGUUACAACAAGCUCCAGAAGGUCACUCAGAAAAAGAAGAUAUUUCCUUCAUGUUGACCCUGUCGAUAUCAACGCCUACCAACGAGGCCUUACCAUAUCACCUCCAUCAAGAAUUACCAACUUCCAUCCCUAUCCGCGCCGGAAAAAGGUUUUGCAAGAAUUAUCUAGCACCGAGGGCACGGAAAGCAUAGUCGAAGGAUCGACCAGCGAUUUGGAUGUGGUCUACGGUGCUCUCAAGAGGAUUUAUUGA
Molecule: messenger RNA, 1308 nt
Organism: Psilocybe cubensis
Lineage: Eukaryota; Fungi; Basidiomycota; Agaricomycetes; Agaricales; Agrocybaceae
Exons: 3
Coding region: 1-1308 (435 amino acids)
Source: RefSeq, a predicted model, not a curated record